Pisolithus orientalis is the source of this 315-nucleotide messenger RNA. RefSeq lists its product as uncharacterized. The annotation marks the transcript as partial. Lineage: Eukaryota; Fungi; Basidiomycota; Agaricomycetes; Boletales; Pisolithaceae. The transcript has a single exon. The record is from RefSeq and is a predicted model, not a curated record.
UUCACCAUUUGCCAUUUCAAUGACCCGGUGACAUAUUCCUCAGAGGCAUUUUUAGAGUGCAACCUCAAUGCUCUUAACCCCAAUUUUGUGGCUCUUCUUUGCGGCAUGGUGGCUGUUGCUGGCCUCAGGGAUGGUGCUGAAGGGGCAGGGUCCAUCAAUCCCUUCAUCAAAGGUCUCUUCUCAGGGAAAGCCACUGCCACACAGGCCCAUCCCAAGAGUGAGGACAUGAUCAUUGUGGCCCAACAACCUGUCAAACCCAUGUGUGCUCCUUCCACCUGCCUGAAGAAUACCAUUCAUUGUAUGCCACUGGCAUGA